This is a messenger RNA of Rhododendron vialii, 1502 nucleotides long. RefSeq lists its product as uncharacterized. Bases 62 to 1090 code for a protein of 342 amino acids. The record is from RefSeq and is a predicted model, not a curated record. The transcript is spliced from 3 exons. Gene Ontology annotation, molecular function: protein binding. Lineage: Eukaryota; Viridiplantae; Streptophyta; Magnoliopsida; Ericales; Ericaceae.
AGAGAGAGAGAGAGAGAGAGAGAGAGAGAGAGAGAGAGAGAGAGAGAGAGAGGUGAAGAAGAUGAGUCUAGUGGCAGGCUCGUACGAGCGAUUCAUCUGGGGAUUCAAACUCAAAACCCUAAAAAACCACCACUCCCAACAAAAACCCCUAACCCUAACCUCUCUCUUCACCUUCCCCUCCCACACCGCCCCCGUCAAGUCCGUCGCCGUCUCUGGAUCCGCCGCGGCCUCCGGCGGCGCCGACGACACCAUCAAGCUCUACGACCUCUCCACCUCCGCCGAGAUCGGCUCCUUCACCGACCACUCCGCCUCCGUCACCGCACUCUCCUUCUUCACCCCACCCUCCCUAUCCUUCCCUCGCAACCUCAUCUCCGCCUCCGACGACGGCCACGUCUGCAUCUACGACGCCGACCCUUUUAUCCACUUGAAAACUAUCAAAGCCCACAAGAAAGGAGUUAACGACCUCUCGAUACACCCCUCGGGGAAGCUGGCGCUGACGGUGGGGAGAGACUCGUGCUUGGCGAUGCUGAAUUUGGUGAGAGGGAGGCGGAGCUUUUACUGUAGGUUGGAUAAGGAAGCGAGCAUUGUGGAGUUUGGGUUGGGUGGGGAUAAGUUCUUUAUGGUUAUGGAUGAGAAGGUUUCGGUGCACGAGGCCGAGGACGCGCGGUUGGUUCUCGAAAUGGAUUGUGGGAAGAGGGUUCUAUGCGCAGCUCCUGGCAUUAAUGGACUUCUUUUUACUGGUGGCGAGGAUCGGGCUAUCAAGGCGUGGGACACAACCAGUGGGAAGGUUGCUUAUUCUAUUGAAGAUGCACAUUCAGCCCGUGUUAAAGGCAUUGUUGUGCUUACAGGCAGUAAUGCUGAUUGUGGCGAUGCUGAUCCAUAUAUGGUGGCAUCUGCAUCAUCAGAUGGUGUCAUACGUGUCUGGGAUGUUCGCAUGGCCAACAAAGAGAACCCGAUACCCUUGGCUGAGGCUUGUACAAAAUCAAGACUAACUUGUCUUGCUGGGUCAUCUCUGAAAUCUGUUAGGCAGCCAAAACUCGGGGCCAGUGCUAUCGACAAAGAGCAGGAUGCUAGAGCUGAAGAUUCAUAGAUCCAUCAAUAGCAAUGUGGAAAGAGGCAUACAUAUUUUCAAGGCACUCCAUUUGGUCUGUAAUCUGACUGAGCUGGUCUUGCUAUUGAAAUGCUUGGGUCAUCCUGAGUCCUGAUCCAUCCGAUUUUGGCAUUCAAGAUUUCUAUUAUCUGUGUCGUCAGGAGAUAGAUGUAUCAUUAAUUUUGUCAUGGUAGUAUUUAUUUAUCCUCCCUAAGGAGUCCGUUUCACCCCAUAAUUUUGUUCAGGCGUGUGAUUUUCAUACAGUAUACAAUUUUGUGUAGGCUUGUGAUUUUCACAAUCUCCUAUCUUGUGUAAUGAAGAGAAUUUUUGUCAAGUAGUCGUCUUGCUUAUCAUGGAUUUAUAGUUAUUGCUCAUCGUUUAAUCAAAUCAUAAAUUUCUACUUGCUUCCAAA